AUGGCUUCAGCAUCCGCCGUUUUGAAGCCACUCUUCGGCACUCUCGCAGGUAUUAUCGGAGUGUAUGCUGCCUUCAUCUGCCUCCUUACCGUUCCAACGCUACAGGACCAUGUCAUCUUCUUACAUAAAAUCGCUCUUACAUGGGGCCAAGAUGUAAACGUUCCAGAGCAAUGGGGGUUCCUGAGAAACCAAGUAACACCCUUUCAUCUAAAAACACCCGACGGAGAGACGUUACAUGCUUGGCACAUCCUGCCACUCGAGACUUAUCGAAAACAUCAGAAGGAGCUGCGCACAGAACCUACCGGACUUUGCGCCAACAUCGAGGAAAGGUUGUCGUUCAUGUUACUCAGGGACGACCCGACAGCGCAAUUGGUGGUCUACUUACAUGGAGCAGCUGGCACUCUUGGCUCAGGAUGGAGGCCUCAGAGUUAUCGAGCCUUGUCUGCGACUUCCACCAACGUACACAUCCUCGUCAUUGAUUACCGCGGUUUUGGAACUAGCACAGGAUGGCCUUCGGAAGAAGGCCUGUUGACUGAUGGCCAAACCCUUGUCAAAUUUGCGUUGGAGAAAGCUGGUGUUCCUCCUGAGAGGACAGUCAUAUUUGCCCAAUCCAUCGGUACUGCGGUUGCUAUUUCACUCACGCAUCAUUAUGCACUUCAAUCGCCACCAGUGCUCUUUGCCGGCACAGUACUGGUUGCGCCCUUUGCGGACGUAGCAAGUCUUACUCGCACGUACAAGGUUGCGGGAACCGUCCCUCUCUUAUCGCCUGUGGCUUUCUUCCCAAAGCUGCUGGCACUUCUCAAUCGGUUUAUCCUGACCAAGUUUCCAUCGAAGGAGAAGCUUGCUGAUAUCAUUCGCCACCUGGACAGCAUAAAGAUAGACGGCCGCCAAAGCAAGUACGAUAUCACACUCAUCCACGCUGAAGACGACUAUGACAUUCCAUGGAUACACUCGGACGUUCUUUUCUGGCAUGCGGUCAAUGCUACAAUAGAACCUUCUUCGCCAAUAACUUUUGAAAGUCUUGAAAAAAUCAAAGCUGAGCAAAAGACACCACUCGGAGCUGGAGGAUGGGAGAUGGAAUGGGAGGGGAAGGGCGGUAUCGUACGAGAACAGAUUAUAAAGCAUGGCUUGCACGAUCGAAUCAUGUCGUAUCCUGUCGCACAUUUGCACUGCGACAUCGAGAUACCUGCGGAACCGUACCAGUUAGCACUGCUAGUCGCAGCGCUUGUGGGUGUUAUGGCUGGAAAGUGUUUUCACAAGCGAAAGCCAGAGCUCGGCUGUGAGCUUGGACGCCUUUGCAGCUUCCGACGCGGUCCCAUAUCUCCUGAACUUCCCUUGAUCUUCAUCACAAUCCUGGAAGAUAUCCUUGAAGCACAUCUCCCGCUCUCACUAUCUAUCAUGGCGUCUGACAGUCCCGACAAGGCGGACUACAUCUACAAUUCGCAGCUUGAUGCAUUCACUCUGUACCACAUCUCCAAUGAGCAUCAUCACAGCGCUGUCGGCCCUGCGCUCCCAGCCCUCGGCCAUGCGACCUCUGGCGCAGCAGGAACCGCAAUUGCGAAGCUCGUAACCUACCCUCUCGAUCUCGUGAUUACCCGCCUUCAAGUUCAGAGGCAAUUGAAACGCGAUGGCAAGCAUGCGCACUAUACUGGGAUCUUAGAUGCGAUCGAGACCAUAUACGAGCGGGAAGGAGGCCUGAAAGCAUUCUACAGCGGUGUGACCCCUGAGGUGGUCAAGGGAGUCGCAGACAGCUUUCUGUUCUUCCUUGCAUAUUCGUAUGUGAGACAAUCAAGGCUGAAUGCGCGAGACACUGGGAAGCACCUGCCAGUUCUGGAAGAGAUCGGAGUGGGAGCUGUGGCCGGUGCCUUCUCCAAGUUUUGGACUACGCCUUUGCAACAAAUUGUCACGAGAAAGCAGACUGCAGCCAUGGUCCAUAACGACUCACGGACUGCUCCGAGCGCAAACACAGUUGACAUUGCGCGUGGCAUCUUGCGCGAGAAAGGCCUGCAAGGCUUCUGGUCAGGCUACUCGGCGAGUCUUGUUCUGACCCUGAACCCGUCCAUUACCAUGUUGCUUCACAAGGUUCUCCUACGCCUGCUCGUUCCAAGAGCGAAGCGAGACGACCCGGGUGCGCGCAUCACUUUCCUCGUUGCAGCUGUGAGCAAAGCUAUGGCAUCCACCGUCACAUACCCCUUCUCUCUAGCGAAAACCCGAGCCCAGGUGUCUUCACAGAAGCCAACGUCUGUUUCGGGCGAAACAUCAGAGACGGAGAAGCCGGGUGCAGAACGCGAUUCGAAAGCAGCUCGGGCAAGGCAACGAACAGUCUUCAGCACGAUUCUGCGCAUUGCCGAGACGGAGGGCAUCUCCGGUCUCUACCAAGGGCUUAGUGCAGAAGUUCUGAAAGGCUUCUUCUCGCAUGGUAUCACCAUGCUGAUGAAAGACCGCAUUCACACAGUCAUUAUCAGCCUGUAUUAUACGGUCUUGAAGUAUCUGCAAAAGUUCCCAAGCCCCGAAGAGCUGGCCAAGAGGGCUUCCGAAGAAGCUAAAGACUUGUACGAUCAUGGUAAAGAAAAAGCAGGCGAAGCGUACACGAAGGGCGUUGAGAUAGCGGAGCAGGCCACAGAGAAGGCCAAGGAAGUGGUCGCAGAGGGAUCCGAGCAGGCUUCGCACCUGUACGAGAGCGGCAAACAGCACGCCAGCGAUGCUUAUGCGAAGGGCACUGAGCUCUCACAUUUGGCUUCGUCCAAGGUUCAGGAAGUGGCGAAGACUGGCUCUGAACAGGCUGGGGGAGCCCUUCAGCAGGCCAAAAGUGCUGCCAGCGAUGCAUCUGAACGGGCUGCUGGUGCUGCAGAAACAGGAAGAGAUGCGGCAGCGAACGUUGGCCAGCGCGUCGACGAGGCUGUGAAAGAUGCCGACGUCAGAGACAUUAACGGUCCUGACACAGGCAUCAAGGAAUAA
Parastagonospora nodorum SN15 is the source of this 2958-nucleotide messenger RNA. RefSeq lists its product as hypothetical. The transcript is spliced from 4 exons. Bases 1 to 2958 code for a protein of 985 amino acids. NCBI's taxonomy places the organism in Eukaryota, Fungi, Ascomycota, Dothideomycetes, Pleosporales, Phaeosphaeriaceae. The record is from RefSeq and is a predicted model, not a curated record. Gene Ontology annotation, cellular component: mitochondrial inner membrane.